This is a messenger RNA of Morone saxatilis (striped sea-bass), 1563 nucleotides long. RefSeq lists its product as uncharacterized. The coding region runs from base 16 to 960 and encodes 314 amino acids. Lineage: Eukaryota; Metazoa; Chordata; Actinopteri; Moronidae. The transcript is spliced from 3 exons. Gene Ontology annotation, molecular function: protein binding. The record is from RefSeq and is a predicted model, not a curated record.
GUCUGACGGGGUGGGAUGAUGACUGGGAGGCGCCUGCCCUCUCAUGAACCCCCCUUUCCCUCCACACCUCUUCGUUUACACCUUCAGGCCGGUCAGGUCCAGGCAGAGGUGGUGCAGCAGCGUUGUAGACUCCACUCUGUCCUCGCUGGAACAAAAACAACAAUGUUUGUCUCUGUGCUCUGCUUUGUUUUGUUGUUUGGAGUUUCUCAUGCCUCUGACACCGUGUCUGCUGCCCAGCUCGGGCCGCCGUCGCUCGGGUUCAGCUCCUCGGCUGUGCUCGCUGUUGUUGGCUCCGGUGUGUCUGCCGGAGCUCAGCGGGCCGGUCAGCCCCUGCAGGAUCCGGUGCGAGGCCGGGCCCGUGAUGAGCACGCUGGGGUUCCUCCAACUGGAGAUGUCCAUCCCGGGAACCGGAGAGCACGAGGUGCGGACGGCGGAGGAGACACUCUCUUCCAUCCCCCUGGGAGUGUUGUCUGUGAUGUCUGUAGUCUGGCUUCUGAAGGAGAGACUGACAUCCAGGAAAAUUUCUGCCACAGCUCAUACGCAUUUAAGAUGCGUCUGGGCAGUGUGUCGACAGUGGGAGGGGACCGUCAGCUGGUGCCUACGGCCCGCAGCCGUAUUCUGAGGUGGGCAGGGGGAGGCGCGGAGAGGGCAGAAGGCAUUGGAGGGGCAAUGGCCCACAGCGCUUUGUGGCUGCAAGAAGGAGGCACCUGUACUUGUGCUGGCUUAGACUCAGCAGAGACAAAUGCAGAGAGGGGAAUAGAGGACGUACAGGUGGAAAAGGGACAAGCAAAAGAAGGAGGGAAGGAAGGAAACAGGGCCCAAGGUGAAUGGUACCUGGCCCUGGCUCAGGCCAAAGAGGGAAGACUGGUGCUGACUCGACUGGUGAGGUGGACCAGAAGGGACAAAGAGCUGAAGAAGUUCAUCAGAGCUCUCCUUAAACAGUCCUGUCCAGAGCUGUAGACAGAGAGCUAUCAACCACUGUUGUUUCUGUUCACAUGCAACACUUUACAGUCAUGUACACAAAAUCCAGAGCAGAGUAUAAAACAGAUGUCCAGCUAACAAAUAGUUCCCAAAUAACACUUCAUAAAUCACGAGAGUACAGAUUGUUAGAUACUAUGUAAAGGAACAAGUGUUUAAAGAUUAGUAGAUAUGUGUAAAUCUGCAUACUGCAUACUGGUCACUUCCUUGAUGAAUUGUUCCUGAAGAGCAAUAAUCAAUACCCAGUCAAGUCUCCCUUUCUAAGUGACCCGUCAAGUAAAGCAGUGCAUCAUCGAGUUGUUCUUGGUCUUUACAUCAGGAUUACUUUACUCAUCAUGUUUGUGUCCCCUCAUGUAAGUAUUAUUUGACCAAACUGACAACAGUGAAUUCAUUAUUAGUUCAUUCAUUAAGUUAAGUUUGUGUAUCUAAUUGUAAAUCUCACACAGGCAGUGAUGGUGAGGCAUUGUUACAAAAAAGUUAGUACUACACAUGGCAUGCAAAUGUUGAUAUAAUUCCAACUGGGGCAAUAUUUGUGUAUUUUCUUGUUUUUUUUGUGUACAUUUGUAUAUAAAGGAUCAAAGUGUA